AUGGGUUCCAUUUCAGGUUUGCGACCAGACCAAAUGCAACUCAUCAAAGCGACAGUCCCUGUCCUGGUGGAGCAUGGCAAGACCAUCACCACUGUUUUUUACAAGAACAUGUUGGAUGCACACCCCGGGCUGAAAAACGUUUUCAACAUGCCCAACCAGACCAAUGGUCAUCAACCUCGUGCUCUAGCGGGUGCCCUAUUUGCCUAUGCCUCGAACAUCGACAACUUGGCCGCAUUGGGCCCUGCCGUGGAGCUCAUUUGCAACAAACACGCCUCCCUCUACAUCAAGCCCGAGGACUACCAGAUUGUCGGAAAAUACCUGAUCGAGGCCAUGGGCGAGGUUCUUGGAGACGCACUCACUCCCGAGAUUAAGGAUGCCUGGGCCGCUGCUUACUGGCAGCUGGCAGAUAUCAUGAUCGGCCGCGAGAAGCAGAUCUACGAGCAAAACGAAGAAUGGACGGACUGGCGCGAUUUCGAGAUUGUCGACAAGGUCAAGGAAUCGGACGAAAUAACUUCCUUCUAUCUGUCCCCCGUGGACGGCAAGCCAUUGCCUGCGUUUCAGCCAGGCCAGUACAUUUCGGUCCAGGUUCAUAUCAAUGAGCUGCAACAUAAUCAGCCUCGCCAGUACUCACUCAGUGACAAACCAUCCCCUAAAUACUAUCGCAUCAGUGUGAAGAAGGAAAAUGGGUUGAACUCGAGUGAACCUGGUGCUGCAACUCACCCCGGCUACGUUUCCAACCUGCUUCACGAGACCAAAAACAAGGGCGAUUUAGUCAAAGUCUCCCAUCCCUGUGGCGAUUUCUUCUACUCCUCAAACGAAGAAAGUCAGCCUGUCGUCUUGAUUUCUGCUGGUGUCGGUCUUACCCCGAUGACCUCAAUUCUGAACACAUUGAUUGCCAAGUCAUCAGCCGCCGAUCGCAAACUCCACUUCAUUCACGGUGCCCGGAAUUCUAAGGUGCGUGCCUUCCAGGGUCACGUAUCCUCAGUUGUGAAAGACCAUUCAAAUAUUCAGGCUACUUUCUUCACCAGCCACCCCUCCCCCGACGACAGGCAAGGAGUGGAUUAUCAUCAUGCUGGCCGAGUGGAUCUGAGCAGGCUCGAUGCAAGUGAUGAGUUAUUCCUGGACAACUCCCGAACACAGUAUUAUGUUUGCGGGCCCGAGGAAUUCAUGAACGAUACGAAGUCCAGUCUUGAGGCUUUAGGUGUGAAAUCUGGAAACAUCAAGAUGGAGCUCUUCGGAACUGGAGGCUUGUGA
This is a messenger RNA of Penicillium waksmanii, 1254 nucleotides long. RefSeq names its product flavohemoprotein (gene fhpA). The record is from RefSeq and is a predicted model, not a curated record. The transcript has a single exon. Gene Ontology annotation, biological process: nitric oxide catabolic process; cellular response to nitrosative stress. Gene Ontology annotation, molecular function: nitric oxide dioxygenase [NAD(P)H] activity; oxygen binding; FAD binding. NCBI's taxonomy places the organism in Eukaryota, Fungi, Ascomycota, Eurotiomycetes, Eurotiales, Aspergillaceae. Gene Ontology annotation, cellular component: intracellular anatomical structure. The coding region runs from base 1 to 1254 and encodes 417 amino acids.